Molecule: messenger RNA, 2515 nt
Organism: Macaca mulatta (Rhesus monkey)
Lineage: Eukaryota; Metazoa; Chordata; Mammalia; Primates; Cercopithecidae
Source: RefSeq, a predicted model, not a curated record
GGGCAGGGCAGGGCAGGGCAGGGCAGGGCAGGGCGGAAGGGCCCUGGCCUUGUCGGGUGGAAGGUGAAGAGUUAAUGGCUCCGCGCUCAGGCACUGCCCUCUGAACUGGAACAAAAAGCAACUUCCGGUUGGAGGCACUCGGCCAGGCGCCGGCGACCUGACGGGAGAGGGAGCGUAGCCGAAACCGUGAACUGUGUGAGUAAGAAACUUUGUGAAAUGGUGUGUCCGAAUCCAUCAAGCACCGCGUCGGAGAAUUUGUCUGCGUGGUUGCACAAUUCCCCUCUGCCUUCCUGUGGUGUGUCAUCAUAGCCUGGUCAAUGAGAAGUUGGGUAACUUCCCAGAGGGUCACGGAGGGAGUGGGUGGUCAAGGCAAGAAGAACAGAAGCCAACUCCGCCCACAGUGGGAACCCAGGCAUUAGGACAUGCUUUUGACAAGUUAUAAUAAGGGAGAGAUGGUAGUAAAGGAAGUGAAGAAGCCACGUGAAAUUGAAGGAAAAGGAAAUGACCUGCCUCCUUACCGCGGUUGGAAUACACAAACGAGAGACCUGUCAUUUACUCCAUCCUUUAUAGUGAUGCUACAGGACGAAGAGGAAUGGAUAAAAACAUUGGCGAGCAACUCAAUAAAGCAUAUGAAGCCUUCCGGCAGGCAUGCAUGGAUAGAGAUUCUGCAGUGAAAGAAUUACAGCAAAAGACUGAGAACUAUGAGCAGAGAAUACGUGAACAACAGGAACAGCUGUCACUUCAACAAACUAUUAUUGACAAGCUAAAAUCACAGUUACUUCUUGUGAAUUCCACUCAAGAUGGCAAUUAUGGCUGUGUUCCUCUGCUUGAAGACAGUGAAACAAGGAAGAAUAAUUUGACUGUUGAUCAGCCACAUAAUAAAGUGAUUUCAGGAAUAGCAAAGGAAAAACUACCAAAGGUAAGAAGACAAGAGGUUUCUUCUCCUAGAAAAGAAACUUCAGCAAGGAGUCUUGGCAGUCCUUUGCUCCAUGAAAGGGGUAGUAUAGAGAAGACUUUCUGGGAUCUGAAAGAAGAAUUUCAUAGAAUAUGCAUGCUAGCAAAAGCACAGAAAGACCACUUAAGCAAACUUAAUAUACCAGACACUGCAACUGAGACACAGUGCUCUGUGCCUAUACAGUGUACGGAUAAAACAGAUAAACAAGAGGCGCUGUUUAAGCCUCAGGCUAAAGAUGAUAUAAAUAGAGGUGCACCAUCCAUCACAUGUGUCACACCAAGAGGACUGUGCAGAGAUGAGGAAGACACCUCUUUUGAAUCACUUUCUAAAUUCAAUGUCAAGUUUCCACCUAUGGACAAUGACUCGACUUUCUUACAUAGCACUCCAGAGAGACCCGGCAUCCUUAGUCCUGCCACGUCUGAGGCAAUGUGCCAAGAGAAAUUUAAUACGGAGUUCAGAGACAACCCAGGGAACUUUGUUAAAACAGAAGAAACUUUAUUUGAAAUUCAGGGAAUUGACCCCAUAGCUUCAGCUAUACAAAACCUUAAAACAACUGACAAAACAAAGCCCUCAAAUCUUGUAAACACUUGUAUCAGGACAACUCUGGAUAGAGCUGCGUGUUUGCCACCUGGAGACCAUAAUGCAUUAUAUGUAAAUACCUUCCCACUUCUGGACCCAUCUGAUGCACCUUUUCCCUCACUUGAUUCCCCAGGAAAAGCUAUCCGAGGACCACAGCAGCCCAUUUGGAAGCCCUUUCCUAAUCAAAACAGUGACUCGGUGGUACUAAGUGGCACAGACUCAGAACUGCAUAUACCUCGAGUAUGUGAAUUCUGUCAAGCAGUUUUCCCACCAUCCAUUACAUCCAGAGGGGAUUUCCUUCGGCAUCUUAAUUCACACUUCAAUGGAGAGACUUAAGACACAUUUGAAAACAGACAUACCAAGUUCUAUGUGAUGAUUUGGGGUUUGUAAUACUAUAAAUACUUGAUUGUAAACUAAAUUCAAGAUCAUUUAUAGGAAAAUCUAGUUUCACAGCUAUUUGAAUUGUUUUCUAGAUUUACUGUAUAACUCUUUCAUUUUUUUAAAAGAUCAUUCUAUUCUUUCAAGGAGAAAUAAGCCUAAAAGAAGAAAAACAAAAAAAAAACUGCAUAAAACUGCAAUCCUUUGUAUUCAUGUUUACAGUGCUAUUACUAUAAUUCAAAAUUACAUAUGUGACUUAGUUAUAUAAUCAUAAUUUAUGUUUAUUUCAAAUAUCUAAGUUUAUUGCUUGGAUUUCUAGUGAGAGCUGUUGAAUUUGGUGAUGUCAAAUGUUUCUAGGGUUUUCUUUGUUUUUAUUGAAAAAUUUAUUUAUGCUAUAGGUGAUAUUCUUUAAAUAAACCUAUAAUAGAAAAUAGCAGACAACAUAAACAUCUUUGUAAAUAUCAAACCUAAUACAUUUCUUGUCCAGUGAUAAAACAACUGGUAGAAUUAUUUAAACACUUAAGAUUUUUAAAAUAAUAUACAUGGCUUUAAUUUUACUAUGUGUAUAGCUACAUGAUGAAAUUAAAUAUUAAGAGGUACUUA